Messenger RNA from Radiomyces spectabilis, 636 nucleotides. RefSeq lists its product as uncharacterized. Gene Ontology annotation, cellular component: PcG protein complex; transcription regulator complex. Gene Ontology annotation, biological process: regulation of transcription by RNA polymerase II. The coding region runs from base 1 to 636 and encodes 211 amino acids. Lineage: Eukaryota; Fungi; Mucoromycota; Mucoromycetes; Mucorales; Radiomycetaceae. Gene Ontology annotation, molecular function: RNA polymerase II cis-regulatory region sequence-specific DNA binding; DNA-binding transcription factor activity, RNA polymerase II-specific. The transcript has 2 exons. The record is from RefSeq and is a predicted model, not a curated record.
AUGUCUUUUAAUAUCGAUCAAGCGUCUCAUACAGUAGCAAAAUCAGUUCCUGAUGAAGAGAAUAGCAGUAUUUCAAGCUGCCAAACCGUAAACGCUGUUGCUGCUGUGAGUAGCAAGAAAACUUACGUUUGCACAUACUGUUCCAAAGUGUUCACCAAACCCAGCGCUCUACGACCUCAUAUAUACUCCCAUACGGGGGAAAAGCCUUUCGCUUGUACUAUUGGCGGAUGUGAACGUCGAUUUUCUGUGAUCAGCAAUCUUCGCCGCCAUUGGAAAUCACACCAGCGAAAGCUGUCUCGAGAAGCAUAUAGAAUAUCGGGUGAUCGGCUGAUAAAGCAAAUCAAACCUCUCCCUCAUACCACCAGUUAUCCAUCACCGGAAGCGGCACCAAACUACCUCAAAGGUUUCGUUAUGGCUCAAGACGUGAUAAGUUGCAGCUUGAAUUAUUCAGCAACACAUCCGAGUAUGCUGCAACUACUCCUUAACGGCGAUGAUGGUCGUUCACAAUUCCCGCAUGAGGACGACGCUGUAUGGGUACAAGAUUACCAGCAACCAUUUACACCCAAGUAUUCAUGGAGCGAACCAGUGGAAGAUAUUCUUUCUUGUGUUUUCCCGAGUGGUACUCCAUUUGGUUGA